Molecule: messenger RNA, 4203 nt
Organism: Mobula hypostoma (lesser devil ray)
Lineage: Eukaryota; Metazoa; Chordata; Chondrichthyes; Myliobatiformes; Myliobatidae
Product: gastrula zinc finger protein XlCGF57.1-like
Exons: 2
Coding region: 419-1945 (508 amino acids)
Biological process (GO): regulation of transcription by RNA polymerase II
Cellular component (GO): nucleus
Molecular function (GO): sequence-specific DNA binding; DNA-binding transcription factor activity, RNA polymerase II-specific
Source: RefSeq, a predicted model, not a curated record
CAGCUUUGCACUGGGAAGCGGCUGUUCACCUGCUCCGUGUGUGCAAAGAGACUCAUUCAGUUAACCUACCUUGUGAUGCUCCGAUGAGUUCACAGUUAAAAAUGACAAGCAAUUUGUCUACGGGAAUCUGGAGAACAACACGCCAGGUUUGCUGUCUCUGUGCAGAUAUUUAAGAAGUGGAGCAAGGGAUUCAUUCGAUCAUCCUUCCUGCUCAGACUGUGGGAAUGGAUUCACUCGGUCAUUUUAACUGAAGGUACGUCAGCAAGUUCCCACUGGAAGAAAGCCAUUCACCUGUUCUGUGUGUGAGAAGGGAUUCAGUCGGUCUUCCCAUCUGUGGACACUCCAGUCAGUUCACACUGGGUGGAGGCUGGUCACCUGCUGAAUUUAUGGGGAAGAAUUCACUUGGUCAUCUGACCUAAUGGCUCACGAGCGAGUUCACACUGGGGAGCGGCCUUUCACCUGCUCGGACUGUGGGAAGGGAUUCACUUGCUCAUCUAAACUGAAGGUACAUCAGCGAGUUCACACUGGAGAGAGGCCAUUCACCUGCUCGGACUGUAGGAAGGGAUUCACUCAGGCAUCUCACCUACUGAAACAUCAGUCAGUUCACACUGCAGAGAGGGAUUUCACUUGCUCAGAUUGUGGGAAGAGAUUCCCUCACUCUUCCAGCCUACAGAGACACCAGUCAGUUCACACUGGGGAGAGGCCAUUCACCUGCUCAGUCUGUGGGAAGACAUUCACUCAGUCAUCCCACCUACAGAGUCACCAACGCAUUCACACUGGGGAGAAGCCAUUCACCUGCUCAGACUGUGGGAAGGGAUUCACUCGGUCAUCUCAACUGAAGGUACAUCAGAGAGUUCACACUGGGGAGAAGCCGUUCACCUGCUCAGUCUGUGGGAAGACAUUCACUCAGUCAUCCCACCUACAGAGUCACCAACGAGUUCACACUGGGGAGAAGCCGUUCACCUGCUUGGACUUUGGGAAGGGAUUCACUUGCUCAUCUCCACUGAAGGGAGUUCACACCGGGGAGUGGCCGUUCACCUGCUCAGACUGUGGGAAGGGAUUCACUUGUUCAUCUAAGCUGAAAGAACAUCAGCGAGUUCACACUGGGGAGAAGCCGUUCACCUUCUCAGACCGCGGGAAAGGAUUCACUCAGUCAUCCCACCUACAAGCACACCAGUCAGUUCACACUAGGGAGAGGCCGUUCACCUGUUCAGACUGUGGGAAGAGAUUCACUCAGUCAUCCACCUUAAUGGCUCACCAGCGAGUUCACAUCGGGGAGUGGCCAUUCACCUGCUCAGACUGUGGGAGGGGAUUCACUUGCUCAUCUAAACUGAAGGUACAUCAGCGAGUUCACACUGGGGAGCAGCCGUUCACCUGCUCAGACUGCGGGAAGUGCUUUGCUCAGUUAUACACCCUAGUGGCUCACCAGCGAGUUCACACUGGGGAGAGGCCAUUCACCUGCUCAGUCUGUGGGAAGGGAUUCACUCGGUCAUCUCAACUGAAGGUACAUCAGCGAGUUCACACUGGGGAGAGGCCGUUCACCUGCUCAGUCUGUGGGAAGGGAUUCACUUUGUCAUCUCAGCUACUGAGUCACCAGUCAGUUCACACCGGGGAGUGGCCAUUCACCUGCUCAGACUGUGGGAAGGGAUUCACUUGCUCAUCUAAACUGAAGGUACAUCAGCGAGUUCACACCGGGGAGAAGCCGUUCACCUGCUCAGAGUGUGGGAAAGGAUUCACUCAAUCAUCCACCCUAAUGGCACACGGGUCAGUUCACACUGGCGUGUGGCCGUUCAUCUGCUCAGUGUGUGGGAAGGGAUUUGCUCGGUCAUCUCAACUACAGAGACAUCAGUGUUAUUUACCAGCAGCAACAGAUCACAACCGGAGUCAGGUUUUAAUGUUAAAACCACUAUUUUUAUUAGUGUCUAUUCAAAAUAUAAAAGAUUAAACGAAUAAACAGGGUGUUAACAGUGUUGUGCGUGUGCGUGCCCCUAACCGUCAAGCUUAGGAACACUUCUUAAAGUCUUAAGAUUGUAAAGUAGAAAGGCCCAAUAAUCCACAGAAUAGGUGAGCGAGGGGAGAGAUUUGUAAAUCCACGUUAAUAUGUAGAGAGAAGGCGAUUACGAAGACUUCCACAGAGUCCACCCUGAAAUGAUGUAACAGUCGCUGAAGAUCAUAUUCGUCGAGUUGUCCCAAAAUCCACACAGAAACAUCAUAAAGUGACAGCCACUGGAAUAUUCAUCAGCACAAGUGGUUACCACAUAAUACUUUCUUUUUAAAUCUUUAUUAAUUAUUAUUGAAAAUCAACAACAGAGAAAAAUACAUCAAAAUAAUCAAGAUAAAAUAUCCAUAUAUAGAGUAAAAGUUAAACUAUCAACCAAGCUAAACAGUCUAUCAAUAAUAAUCAAAAAACAAAGUAUUAAAGCUUUUUUUAAUGGAAAAAAAGAAAGAAGGAAAAAAAGAACCCCAACUAACUAAAACGGAGAAAACUGCCUAAUAACUAAAAAGAAAAAGGGGGAAAAAAACCCAUUUGGAGCACAAACCCGGAGCUAUGUGCCAUACAAGCUUCCAUUAAAAAAAAGACAUCAAACCGCCAACCAAAAUUCUUUAUAAGAAAUUCAUAUAACCAAGCAUCAGAAAUGGACCAUCUUAAUUAACUCAAGUCAAAUGAUAAUAACGGGCAAAAGAGCGCCACCUUUUCUGAAAGUCAAACUUAGGAUCAAAAGUUCGACUUCUAAUUUUUUCCAGACUAAGACAUAACAUCACCUGAGAGAACCAUUGUAUCAAAGUGGGAGCAGAGGCAUCUUUCCAUUUUAAUAAAAUAGCCCUUCUAGCCAAUAAUGUGACAAAUACAAUUACAUAUUGGUCAGAUAUAGAAAUACCGUGAAUAUAUUGAGGAAUUAUACCAAACAAAACUGUCAAUUUAUUAGGUUGUAAAUUGAUUCUUAAAGAUUUAGAGAUUAUAGAAAAAAUAGAUUUCCAAAAUUGUUUCAAUACAGAACACGACCAAAACAUGUGUCAAUGUAGCUAUCUCAGUUUUGCAUCUAUCACACUGAUUAUUUACAUUAGGAAAUAUUUUAGAUAAUCUCUCCUUUGUCAAGUAAUAAUGAUGUACAAUUUAAAAUUGAAUUAGAGAAUGACUGGCACAAAUUGAAGAAGAGUUAACCAGCUUCAAAAUUCGCAACCAAUCCUUUGUUAUCAAGGUCAUAUUAAGCUCUCUUUCCCAAUCUUGCGUGAUCUUAAGUAAAGGAUAAUUGUCCUAUUGUAAUAGUAAAUUAUAAAUUUUCCCAAUAAAGCCUUUCACUGAAGGGUUCAUUUUUAAAAUGAUGUCUAACAGGUCAGAAUCUUGUAUAUAUGGAAAAUUACUUAAAUAUUCUUGUAAAAAAUGUCUGACCUGAAGAUCUUGCAAAAAAUGUGAAUAUGAGAGAGAGUAUUUAGUUACUAAUUUCUCAAAGGACAUCAAUCGACCUUCUUGAAACAAGUCCAUAAAGGAAAAAAUUCCUUUAUUCCUCCAAAGAGAAAAGGUAGGAUCAUUAAGUGAAGGUUUAAAUAAAUAGUUUCGAUAAAUUAAACUAAGAAGGUUAAUUUUUUUAAGAUUAAAAAACUUAUGAAACUGAUACCAAAUUCGUAAUGAUUGAUUAGUCAUAGGAUAUAUAUUUAGAAUAGAAAUUUUGGCUAAUUGUACAGGUAAAGGAGCUCCUAAUAAUGAAGCUAAAUGAAAUUGUUUCACAGUUUUCAAUUCCAAGUCAACCCAAGAUGGUCGUUCCUUUUUAUCGGUCCAAUACAACCAAGAACAUGCAUAAUGUAUAUUAACUGCCCAAUAAUACAUUCUUAAAUUAGGCAAAGUAAGACCUCCAUCGUUUUUUAAUUUUUGUAAAUGACAUUUUCCAAUUCUUGGUCUUUUAUUAUUCCAAACAAAAGAUGAAAUAAUAGAGUGAACUUGAUCAAAAAACUUCUUAGUUAGAAAAAUAGGAAUGUUUUGAAAUACAUAUAAAAAUUUUGGUAAAAUCAUCAUUUUAACUGCAUGAAUUCAACCUACUAAGUGUAAGUGGAUUCCAUCUAGAAAAAAAUUGCUUCAUAAAAUCCACUAAGGGAACUAAAUUAGCUCUAUAAAGGUCUUCAUAAUUUUUAGUAAUGGUAAUACCUAAAUAUUUAAAAGAAUCCAUAACUUUUAAAGGAAUGUUAUCAUAUAUAGAAGCGGAAUCA